Molecule: messenger RNA, 2900 nt
Organism: Chrysoperla carnea
Lineage: Eukaryota; Metazoa; Arthropoda; Insecta; Neuroptera; Chrysopidae
Gene: TM9SF2
Product: transmembrane 9 superfamily member 2
Exons: 6
Coding region: 112-2103 (663 amino acids)
Biological process (GO): protein localization to membrane
Cellular component (GO): membrane
Source: RefSeq, a predicted model, not a curated record
UGGUGUUUGAUAAAACCCAGUGAUGACGUUUAUCAAAUAAAACAUUUUCAAACUAAAUUAAUAUUAAAAAUAUAUUUAAUAAUAAUAAAUAGUGUUAAAGAUAAAAUAACAAUGAUUAAUAAAUCUAUAUUUAUAUUUGUUGUAAUAUUGACAAUCUGUCAUAAUGCAUCAUGUUUUUAUUUGCCGGGCCUGGCUCCUGUCAAUUAUUGCCAAAAAGGUAGCGCUGGUGAAUCUGAAUCAUGCAAAUCUGAAGUUCCAUUAUUCGUGAAUCGUUUAAAUACGGAAGAAUCUGUAAUACCAUAUGAAUAUAAGUAUUUUGGUUUUUGUAAUCCAAAAACUGAGCAACAAUCACCUGUGGAAAAUUUAGGACAAGUAGUGUUUGGAGAACGAAUACGACCAUCCGCAUAUCAAAUACAAUUUUUAAAGAAUGAAUCCUGUAAAGAACUUUGCACAAUCAAAUAUUCCGGGAAUAAUAAAGAGAGUUUAGAGUAUUUGGAACGAUUAAAAAAAGGAAUGCGUUUAAAUUAUCAACAUCAUUGGAUUGUAGAUAAUAUGCCAGUGACAUGGUGUUAUCCAAUAUCGGAUGGACGUCAUUUUUGUAAUAUUGGUUUUCCGAUGGGAUGUUUUCCCGAUUAUUCACCACAACGUAUCUGUGAAGUGGAUAUUAACUACAAUAAACAGAAUACGUAUUAUUUGUUUAAUCAUGUUGAUCUCACGAUUACCUAUCAUAGCGGUGCCAAAGAAGAUUGGGCUGUGGGCAAUGAAAAUGAAGGCCGUAUUAUAUCCAUAAAAGUUGUACCCAGGUCUAUUGCCCAUAAAAAAGGGAAUAUAACAUGUAAAAGUCCUGAUGAGCGUGAUGAUCCGAUGACUUUAACUAAUAAAGACUUGGGACCAGAUGAAACAUUGGAGAUUACCUACUCAUAUUCGAUUACUUUUGUGAUGAAUAAUACGGUGAAAUGGUCUUCACGAUGGGAUUAUAUUUUGGAAUCUAUGCCCCAUGCGAAUAUCCAAUGGUUCAGUAUCGUAAAUUCGUUGUGUAUUGUGCUAUUUUUAUCAGGUAUGGUAGCCAUGAUAUUGUUACGUACUCUUCAUAAAGAUAUUGCACGGUACAAUCAGAUGGAAUGUGGCGAAGAUGCUCAAGAAGAAUUUGGAUGGAAACUAGUUCAUGGUGAUGUAUUUCGCCCACCACGUAAAGGAAUGCUCUUAUCUGUACUACUUGGCUCCGGUGUCCAAGUAUUUUGUAUGACACUGAUAACACUUGCGUUCGCUUGUCUUGGUUUCUUAAGUCCAGCGAAUCGUGGGGCAUUAAUGACAUGCGCAUUAAUAUUAUAUGUGCUAUUGGGCACACCGGCUGGUUAUGUUUCUGCCCGAAUAUACAAAAGUUUUGGUGGUGAAAAAUGGAAAUCAAAUGUAUUGCUAACUUCUAUGCUGUGUCCAGGACUUGUAUUUUCAGUAUUUUUCUUGCUGAAUUUAGUACUUUGGGCCCAUGCUAGUUCAGCAGCUGUACCGUUCACUACUUUACUCGCAUUAUUAGCGCUUUGGUUUGGAGUAUCAGUUCCGUUGACAUUUAUUGGCUCAUAUUUUGGAUUUAGUAAACGGGCCUUGGAACAUCCUGUCCGAACAAAUCAAAUACCACGACAAAUACCUGAACAAUCGUUCUACACUCAACCAAUACCUGGAGUAAUUAUGGGUGGUGUAUUACCGUUUGGAUGUAUUUUCAUACAAUUAUUUUUCAUAUUGAAUUCGCUAUGGUCGUCCCAAAUGUAUUAUAUGUUUGGAUUUCUAUUUCUAGUAUUUAUUAUUCUUGUAAUCACAUGUUCAGAGACAACAAUACUCUUGUGCUAUUUCCACUUAUGUGCCGAAGAUUAUCACUGGUGGUGGCGGUCUUUCUUAACAUCCGGAUUUACAGCGAUUUAUUUAUUCCUGUACUGUUGCCACUAUUUUGUAUCCAAAUUAAACAUUGAAGAUACUGCAUCAACAUUUUUAUAUUUUGGUUAUACAAUGAUUAUGGUAUUUUUAUUCUUUUUAUUAACAGGAACAAUUGGAUUCUUUGCCUGUUUCUGGUUUAUUCGUAAGAUUUAUAGUGUUGUUAAAGUUGAUUAAAUAUAUGCCGCUCAGACAGAUUUAGUAAACCACUUCGUUUCCUCAUAAAUAUUAAUUGCUAUAUUUACUCUCCAUAUUUCUUUCUCAUAAAUAUUUUAUGUACAAAAAAUUAUAAUAUAAAGUAAUGUACUUGUCCAUCCCUUUUCGCCCUUUAAUAUCAUCACUCCUUUUCAUACUUUAUCUUUGAUUACGAGAGACGGGGAGUGAAAAAAUACAAAAUAUUUUGUUAUGUCUAAAGUUUAAUUCAGAGUUUAUAUUAAAAUUUUUAUUUUUAAUUUAAUUCAAUUCUAGUGCAAUUUGUAAAAUUUUCGUAAGACAGCGUAAUUCAAAGGUCAAAUGGCCGCCAAAAUAAUAGGCGCGCUCUAAAGAAAUCAUUUAGGCAAUUGCCAAAGAUUUUUUCUAUAAAUUGCCCAGAUUGGAGCCUAAAUUCUUAGGGCGAACCUAAAUUUUUAUCAGUUGAAUUCUGUGACUGCAACUAUAUGUCAAAAUAAAUAUUUUGUACAAUGUUUAAAAUAUGUUGUGGAAUUAAAGAAUGGUAUCAAGCAACUUUAAUGAAAUGAUUAAACAAUGUGAAUGAAACAUACAGGCUAAUUUAUAAGCAUCUUUCAAACCUCGUCAAAAGAGCAUCGGAUUAUCGUAUUAAAAAUUUCUGAUUAAAAAUUUGGGCACUCAUUUUGAAUUUUUCCAACCAAGAUGCUAACCAAUCGUUCAGAUUUUUAUUAGUAUGAAAAUUUACUGAUAAAAUAAACCUCUUUCAUUAGAUCAGUGUUUAUGCGUUACAAUAAAACAAAUUUUCA